GGGGGAGGGAGGAGUGCGAGGAGGGCGGCCCGCUCGGCGCCUGCUCCCGCUCCCGCUCGCUGGCUGCGUGUGGGGCGCUCAGUCGGCCGCUGCCGCUGCCUGUCGCCGGGGCUGGGAGCGCCGGAGCGCGUGAGAGAGUGUGUGUGUGUGUGUGUGUGUGCGAUGUGAGUGACGCGGCGGAGGUGUAGUUUGACGCGGUGUGUUACGUGGGGGAGAGAAUAAAACGGCGGCCGGAGCCUCGGCGCGAACGAAAGCAGUGACGGAGCCGCCUCCAGCCGGAAGCUAUGUUGAAGAACUUGCCUUAUCCAAGAAUGUGUGGUAUCGAAAUUCAGUUCUUGAGUUACAAAGAUAACUAAAUGACCAUGGAAUCUGGAGCAGAGAAUCAGCAGACUGGAGAUGCAGCCGUUACAGAGGCAGAAAACCAGCAGAUGACAGUACCGGCGCAGACACAAAUUGCCACGUUAGCCCAGGUGUCUAUGCCAGCAGCUCAUGCAACAUCUUCUGCUCCCACGGUGACCCUAGUACAGUUGCCUAACGGGCAGACGGUUCAAGUCCACGGCGUUAUUCAGGCUGCCCAGCCAUCGGUUAUUCAGUCUCCGCAAGUCCAGACAGUUCAGAUCUCCACCAUUGCAGAAAGUGAAGAUUCACAAGAAUCCGUAGACAGUGUCACAGAUUCCCAGAAACGCAGAGAAAUUCUUUCCAGGCGACCCUCCUACAGGAAAAUCUUGAACGACUUGUCCUCGGAUGCCCCGGGAGUGCCAAGGAUUGAAGAAGAAAAAUCUGAAGAGGAAGCCACCGCCCCUGCCAUCACUACCGUGACGAUGCCAACUCCAAUUUACCAGACGAGCAGCGGGCAAUACAUUGCUAUCACACAGGGAGGCGCGAUACAGUUAGCUAACAAUGGCACUGAUGGAGUGCAGGGCCUGCAGACGCUGACCAUCCCCAACGCUGCCACGACCCAGACCGGUACCACCAUUUUACAGUACGCACAGACCACUGACGGGCAGCAGAUUCUCGUACCCAGCAACCAAGUGGUUGUUCAAGCGGCCUCAGGAGACGUCCAGACCUACCAAAUCCGCACAGCUCCCACCAGCACCAUUGCCCCCGGCGUAGUUAUGGCGUCCUCUCCCGCACUUCCAACCCAGCCAGCAGAGGAAGCCGCACGAAAGAGGGAGGUCCGUCUAAUGAAGAACAGGGAGGCAGCGCGUGAGUGCCGCAGGAAGAAAAAGGAAUACGUCAAGUGUCUAGAAAACAGAGUGGCUGUUCUCGAAAACCAAAACAAGACAUUGAUCGAAGAGCUAAAAGCACUUAAGGACCUCUAUUGCCACAAAUCGGAUUAAUUUUAGAUUCCCAACUUCCGUUUGUUAAUGUGGGAUAAAGACUGGUUUGGCGACAGCCGGAAAGACAAAAGUGAACUGUUUAUUUUGUAAACAUUUCCCUUUUUUUUCUACGCGCAAAACUGCCUGCAAGCAGCUGCAGAAUUUAAUUUUGUCUGUGCUUUGCAUUAAACUGUGAAUGUUGAAUCACCCGCCUCUGCUACUCCCCCCCCCCACACACAUUCUCCCCACAAAAUUAUUUUUGUCCCAGCGCGUCCCAAGUGCGAAGAAAAAGAACAGACUUCGUCACCUCCCCACCUCUUCGAGGAGUGAUCAUGUUCUCUUGUGAAGGUACUGUGGGGGGAGGGAUGGUUGUCACCAGCAUUUCCGGAGUUAGUGCUGAACUUGUUGGAAUGCGUCAUCCCGAGCCUCUGACUGGAAGUAUCCUGUGGCCCCUGAGCCGAACCGAGGUAUGAUGCUCCUUCAAGGAAACAGUGGUUGCCAAACAUUUGCGAGAUUUCAACUAUCCAUUCUCACACCGCUGCAUGGUGGGAUGUUGCCAAAGGACAGGCACUGCAGGGAAAGAAUGAACUCACAGAAAAGAGUUUGUUUGCUUUUCUUUUUUGUCUUUCCUAAUCUCCGUCUGCGGUUUUGGUUGUUGUUGGGGGUUUUUUUAGAAGCUUCUCCAUACCAUAAAAAGAGUACCUGGGUUUCCUCAAUUAAUUCUCUGUAAAUUUUAAAAAGAAAUGUCAUGUCUUCAGCCUUCCAAAUGCAGUCAACCAUCCGGUACCGUCGAUAUCCUGGUGUGAUGUGAACUUGUAAAGCAGAAAGAGCAGAAGCAGUAAAGCGCAGUUGAGAGGUAGAAGAGGGAGUCGACCUAGAAGAAGAACAGCGCAUUGAAGCACAAUUGUUUUGGUUGUGUUUCAUCUAGUGGCUACGCUGUCCGAGGCAACCACAAGCGGAAGCACAGCCAGCACAGUGUGUACUAUCGGUAAAGAAAGAAAAGCCAGCCAAGGCAUCUCAGCUCCCCUCAAAAGAGUUGUCCCUUUUGCAGGAGUACUAAUUUUUGAAAACAUCUAUUACCCUAAACCACUUUGUGAGGUUCUUAAGUUUAAUGUGAUUAAAACAGCGAGGUCUCUGGCAAAUAGAAUUCCUUGUUUAUCAACAAGACUAGGGUAGACAUUUUGCCCCACCAGAAUCAGAGUAAGAUGUAUUAACUGGCACCAUUGGAUAAGAUAGUUACUUUCAAACAAAUUUCCAGUUCACACUAUUAUUUUCAUUGUCAUGAAAAAUUAACCUGCCCUACCUCUUGAUGAAAUGUUAGUUGAUAGAAUGAACCCACUACAAGUUGGGACGGGGUGUAAGUUGGCUUGAACAUCGGCAACUUUGCUGCGGGGGUAGUUGUUUUAUUUUAAGAGGGCAUUUGUUUUCCGUGAGCUUUAAGAGGAAAGUUUUAAUAUUUAAUCUUCACAGUUUUAUGCAGGACGAGAGAAAUUCAGGCCAAUUUUUAAAAUUUGUACAGCAGAUGUCCCAAAACAACAAAACUCACAGGACUAUGAAAAGAGAAACUUUCAUAUAUUAAGGAGCAUUUCACUUAGCCUGUUCUUAAUUUUCCCUUAAAAAUAAUUUUCUCACUAAAUUUUUUUUGUUAAAAUCAUUUCCCUUCCAUUUUUUUUAUUUUAACUCGAGUGCUCUAACAUGUUGGUAAAAUAUCUUUAUAUUGUCUCAAUCAACAGAGCAUAUAUUUUUAAAAAUCUAUUUUAAAAAGUUAAAAGUGCAGCCGUUGUAGGAAGCCUUUUAAUACACAGAUAAAUAGCCCUUCAAAAAUAAAACAGUAGAUUUUUACUUUCCCCACGCAGUCAGUUCUCCUCCCCCCACUCCCCGCUCCUGUGUAUUUCUAGCAGAAUCAUGAACACAUGCUGUUUUUGCAGGAGAGAUUCAUGUAUUUCUAAUCUCAUUGAAAACUAACUAUGUUGGGGAAUUUCUUUUUUAAAAAAAGAACUGUGAAAUAUCUGGUUUAAAUUGUAUAAAAAUGAUGCAAUAAUCCGAAAAUUAAUUUUAUUUAGACACAAUGAGAAAAGCCACCAUUGUAACGUUCCUCUAAAUUAGCAUCCUUUGAAUUUAAUGGAUAUGAUUGUCUUAAGCAAAAUGGGUUAUUAUGGAAGGCCUGAAGUUUGGCCUUUUCCAAAGUACAGUAAGGUCUAUCAAGGAGUUCCAAUAUAGAUACGCUUGCAGUGUUGCUGAAUCUACUGAUUCCUCCACAGAUAAAUUCAGGGUUUUGAUUCUAGAAUCAGUCACCAGCAGUGAGAUAAAACAUUUCAAUCCAUUUUUAGUCAUCCAAAAGCGGGCAUUUUUGCAUUCCUUAAAAGAAGUUUGAAAAGGCGAUACUGUUGACGUUUCCCCAUUGAUCGAAGUAUAGAGCUGGCUGGUUUAUCUGAAUGUGCUUUGCUAUUCUAAUAGCCAAAAGGAACAGAAGGUAAUUUAAAAAAAAAACUCAUAUUGUAUAAUUUAUUGAGUUAAAAACAAGAUUGUGUUUUUGGCUUCUGCCACCUAUUCAGCCCCUUCUCUGCAUAAUGUGAACACUGCUAAAUGUCCAGAGUUCAUUGCCAGGCAUCGCUGAAAAGAAGGCGUGGAAAGGGCUAACUCCAUUAUAGUCAUCUUAUGCAGAAUUGGUUUCAAGUACAGUUUCUAUAUUUUACAAAACAAAUGGGCACCUUGCCGGAUAUUGCCUGAGGCGCUCUCGUAAUUUAGAUAUUCUUGGGAAAUGCUUGUGUAUAAAAUAUGUACAUAUAUAAAAUAUAUAUACACAGUAUAUAAUCUAUAGCUCUGAGAGCUUUUAAAGUCAGGAAUGCUGAGUAUUAUAGUAUAUUGAGGUCAUAAAAAGAGUUUUAUGUGUGUGGGGUGGGGUGGGGGGGGGGUGAGUGACUGCGCUUAAGAUUUUCUCCAGAGUAGUUUUAAGCUGCAUUAUUCAUUUGUGUUGUCCUGUUGUCCAGUUUUCCCUUUUCUGUUUAUUUCACUGCAAUUUGUACUCUUAUGCAGCAUUAUGACAUUUAUGUCAACUCUUGCGUAUAAUUCCUCUCAUUCCCAAAUUCUUCACUGUGUGCUUUUGUCUCUUUUGGCAGCUAUUAACUAAGGCAAAAAGAUUUGAGAAAUGUUUGGGUUAUUCUAAGGGAGCGAAUUACAAACCCCUUCACCCUCCCAUUCUUGGUUCCCGCUUACUUAGACUUAAACAGUAGACAGCAGGAUUGUUUGACCAUCCAAGUAAGCUUCUAUCCCGCCUGGUUUCCUGGCUCUAUAAUAUCGUUGUUAUCCAAAUAGAAACUACCUUACUUGAUACUGAAUAACUAUCGUAAAGGGAAGGUCGCUCAUGUAAGAAAUCUGGCCUCGAUUUGAAAGCUUAAAUGCAUUGGAGCCAGCUGUGUGUAUUGCUGGAUUGUACUACUUCUAGACUCCAACCUUUGGGAUUGAAUGUUUGAAUGUUGCUGUGCGUGAGUUUGUAGACAUUGGCGCAUCAAAAGCUCGUGGCCUAGGGAGACAGUCCUAGGCAAAUUUUGAUAGGUUUCCCUUAGCAGUCUCUUAACGCUGCAUUCCCUCCUGCCCAUGCUUCAGUUUUUAUUAUAGGCCGAUACACGUGAGGCUGUUUGUCGUGUACUUUUGUUUCACUUGAAGGAGCUCCUAGUGUGGGGUUUGUGGACCUGCUGAUAUGUAUGCAUCUCAGUAUUCUUAAUUAAUCAGCUGAUUCUCUCUCAGGAUAACCCUAAAAGGAAGCCGUUCCGGCAGGAUGAUCUUCACAGGGCAGUACCAAAGAUUUAGAUGUCUGAGUAUCUUGUUGGGAGGAUUCCCGUCAUUCUAAUAACCAAUGAAAACGUUGUGCGGGCCAAGAUUUAAUGACCGGAACAAUCGAAAGAGAGAGAGAAGGGAAUUAGAUUUCUGUUAACAUUAACUCCCUUUGGCAAUCUGUGGAUAGAACAAGGCAUUUAAGAAAUUAAAUCUCGAGAGAAAUACGGUCAGGUUCCCUUUGAUCUCUCAGCACUGCAUGAACUUCAUUCAGAUUCUCAACAAAGCACAGUUAUGAAUUUUACUCAGCGGCAACUGAGACAAGUAUGCAAUAUUUUAGCCUUCUAAUCAGAGUUUUAUUUAAUAGGCAGCGAAAAGCCAUGGUUUGUGUUUGUUAAUGCAUACGGGAACAUUCCCUCUGGGUUUGCUAGGUAAAAAAAAGUGUACUGACCCUACUGUUUGUUCUAAACAGUGAGAAGCACAGCCAGUUGGGGACUCUUAACCUAUCGAUGAAUGGUGCUGAAAUCUUCGUGUCUGCCUAGGAUACAUUCACUUACAGUGCUGAAUAUAGCUUAGGUCAUUACAUUUCUUCUCAGCGAAAUGUGGAGAUAGAUCAGAAUGUAAUCCUAAACCUUUUAGCCUUGAAUGAAUGUAUUUUUAAAAAUAUGUAUAUAUUCAAACUGUAGUCCAGGGCGGACAGACAAAAUGUUUAGCACAAAUUAGGAUAAUUAUCUAAAUUUUUGGUACUUCACGUGCUGGUCGCUGCUGGCCAGAAGCAAGCUUUCAUGCCUUUUUAGGGCUGGAUUCCACGGUCAGGAAUUCCUUGGGUUGGUUCAGGAGCAUCGUUGUGAAUCAUACCUUGUUUACCCCAGUACGGAAUCUCAUGGCACCUUGCGGCCACCUCUCGUUUACUUUCUCAGGGUUCGUGUACACCUAAAAAAAUCACCAUUUUAUUUCUGUUUUCAAGUACAGAGCGUUUGUGUCUUGGCAAUGCGACUUCACCUGUAUAGUAUCUGUCACAGUGUGUGUGGGAGUGUGUGGCUUACCUCCGUGUAUUGAGAAGACUGAUGACAACUAAGCUGGGAUAAAAUUAAUCUUUCCUGGGUAGGUGUGUGGCAAAAAUCUCUUUUGGUCACCGUGGGCAUGAUUCACAAGCCACUGCGUUGUUACAAUAAUGAUUGUGCUGUUGUGUACAGAAAACCUCUAAACCCGCAAGGAGACCAGGGCAAGUCAAUACUUACUAAUUAUCGGCGGGGGGGGGGGGUGAUCUUCAACUCUACCUUUUGAUCGACUCCUUGAUCAUGUAAACAAACCGGAGAUCGGCACAACCUCUUUCAUGCAGAACUCAACCAUUUAUUGUACUUCUACUUUGGAGGAUGGCAUUAUCAGUGUCAAGUCAGGCAAGCCUCCGCCUUAGCCAGUCAGCUGCGAUGUGAGGGACAAUCUGAAAUAAGAGUCAAAGUGGGAAGGGGCAGAGAAAAAGCAUGUGGAUAAAUUCAGAAACACAUUUGGAUAAAAAAAACAAAGGGCGAUUAUAAAGAUGGUUUCUAUACGUUGUGCUUUAUCCAGGCGCCACUCCAUGUUUGUGUAAUGGACCUACUCCUGUUUUUAAAAGAGCAAGAAAUUAAGUAGUAGAGUAUCGACGCUGUUUUAAAAGCAGACGCUACUGCAUAUGUCAGCUUUUUGGCUCGGGAAGCACCAGGGCAGGUGGGGAAAAGUUGUACAACUUCAAAUGCUUUUCUCCGUAUAGUUCUCUCCUAUUGCUUUUUGUAUGUCAGUUGUCACAUUAAAGCCAUUCUGGUCUGGAAUUUACACUUUGAAACUUCUUUAGAAUAAUGUGGGAAGUUUCUAGAGUUAAGGUUGCGGUGUUAUUUUUAUUUAAUUUUUAAAAAAUCAAAUUCACACUCCCCCCCUCCACCACCAUUUCUGAUUCUUUACCCCAAACAAUCAGCACAAAACAGGGUAUCGAGCUUAAAAAAAAACUUUUCUAUUGAAAUUAAAUUACUAAAAAAAGAAAUAUGGACUGAAGAAUACGUUUGACUGUUCCCUACUUCCUAGAAAUAUCCGUUUUAAUUUUGUAACUCAACCUUUUGUGCUUUGUUUUUUUUUAAAGUACUGAGUUAUACCGCAUUUUAGUAACAUUAUGUACAUACUAACUGCUUUGUGUUUCAAGAUGCUAGUAAUUGGUUUGUAUAUUAAAGUGAUCCUUGUGAAUUUGUGAAUUAUUGUCAUAAAAGUGCUUUUUUUCUUACUGUAAAAUUUGUGGUAUAAACUGUCAUAACACCCUUUUUACACAUUUAUGUGCAGACACAUAAACAUGCUUUUAAAAUCCUU
Molecule: messenger RNA, 7427 nt
Organism: Sphaerodactylus townsendi
Lineage: Eukaryota; Metazoa; Chordata; Lepidosauria; Squamata; Sphaerodactylidae
Gene: CREB1
Product: cAMP responsive element binding protein 1
Exons: 10
Coding region: 357-1340 (327 amino acids)
Biological process (GO): regulation of transcription by RNA polymerase II
Cellular component (GO): nucleus; ATF4-CREB1 transcription factor complex
Molecular function (GO): DNA-binding transcription factor activity, RNA polymerase II-specific; cAMP response element binding; protein binding
Source: RefSeq, a predicted model, not a curated record